AUGGGCAUAUGGCGGCGGAAAGCUGCCUCUGGCGAUGACAAUGGCCAGAUGGGAGAACGGCGCCAAUGGUUUUCCUAUGGCGCGAUGAAGAAGGCGAAAGAAUUGGAGAAAGACAACGAGGCGCCAGCCACAGCGAAAGUAGCGGAAGCUACAUCAGGGCACCCAAGAUGGAGGCUUGGUGGUUUGCGGCCGAUGUCCGGGGUCAUGGUGCUGCCAUACCGAUCGUGGCACACAACAGGGUGUCGUCGUCAGCUGCCCGAGGACCGAAUCGCUCCCGCCGACACCAACAAAAAGAGGAUCCAGGCUCCCUUCUUGAGAAAAAACGCCGAGGCGUCCAUCAGGGGGGAGAGGCGUUUCUACUUGCCGAUGGCAUCGCAGACAACAGCGGAGAAGAAGGGGCGCAUCAAGCCGCGGUGGGCUUGGUGCCGAUACUUCACCGUGGUGAGGAUUUCGACCUAUCACAUCUCCCGGCAGGCCUUGGGGAUGUCGAGCAGGAUGGAGGUGCAGUGUUGCCGCCGGGUCUCUUCGGAUAUUUGGGUGAAGAGGGGGGAAAGGUGGAGGAAGAGAGGGUGGCGGAGGCCCGGAUGCCCACCAUCGGCGCCACCGAUGUGGUACCGCGUCCCGAGGUACGCUCUGGAGGUGUCCAUCAGGGAGGGGAGGCGUGUCUACCUGCCGACGCCAUCGGAGACCACCGCGGAGGAGAAGGGGGGCGGCAAGCCGCGGUGGGCUUGCUGCCGACACUUGACCAUGGGGGGGGAGGCGUGUCUACCUGCCGACGCCAUCGGAGACAACCGCAGAGGAGAAGGGGGGCGGCAAGCCGCGGUGGGCUUGAUGGCGACGCUUGCUGCCAACACCACCGAAGUCCGCCAUGAUGAGCAGGCAGAAUCAUCACAUCGCCCAGCACGCUUUGGAGAUCGUGCGCAAGGGGGUGGUGGGGCAGUGUUGCCAACGGGCCUCUUCGGGUAUCUUGGUGAAGAAGAGGAGAAGGUGGAGGAGGAAGAGGUAGUGGAGUCGGCACACACAUCCAACCUCACAACCGGACACGCGGGGCAAGAGCAGGGGACUCUGCUACCCGCCGGCCUUCUCGGCUUUCUGGGGGGCGUGGAGGAGGGAGAGGCGGCGCCUCGAGUUGGUCAAUCAUGCGAGACGAGCCGUCAGCACCAGGAAGGGCGGCAGCAUGAACCAAUCAUGCUGCGAGAGAGGAUGCAGGCCGGCAACGAUCGGGUGGGGCACCGCGAGAGUGCGGCCGGGUGGUGGAUGGCCGAAGAGAAAGGUUCGUACGUGGCGGCCGCUGGCUUUAGUCGGAUCGAGAGCAAGCCACGGGACGAACGCUUCUCAGGCGAAGUCUGUUCCGGAAGGACGAUCGGUGCUACCGCAGACCAGGGCAUGCGGGCGGAGGCGACGGGCUUGGAGGGCCGUGCUAUGCGGGCUGAGGGGCGUGUCGAUAUGUUCGAUCACCGUCUUGAGGUUGGCGUUGGGGAGCACCUCUGGACGAAGGAGGACAAGACAUGUGAAGACGUGGCCGUCGGCAUGCGACAGGAGCAGCUUGUGUUGCAGAACAUGGACGGCAUGGCAUCGCAUACUCUAGAGGCCAAGGCUGAAGGCAAGGGUCCGCCGUUGCGACCACCGAUGAAGCGGGUCCAGACGCUGAAUUCCAUCCUAGAUGACUCGCCGUCGGGGACCGCCGCAGGCAAGGGACCGUCAGCAGCGACGGCUCGGGACGGCAGCAUGGCGUCGAUGGCGUUAGAGGCCAAGGCCGAGGUGAAGGGAGAGGAGUUGAAGCCGGUUCAGGGUCUUCAGGCCUUCUCGCGAGGCGUUCGGGCGGAGGGUGAAGCUCUUCCGUGUUUUCCGGAGGGUCGAUCCGCGACGGUCGCGGCGGGAGGGCUACUGUCGACGGCCGGGCCGGGAGACGGGCCCUUGGUCCGCGCGCCGUCCGUGGGACAGACUGACCGAGCUGACGAGCAGACUCGUCAGUCGGCUUUGACGAGUCUGUCGAGGCAAGUCGGGCAGGGAUGGCGACAAAGGGGUAGCAUCAGGCGCCUAUUCCUGGCCAACCUCGCUGAAGUGUGUGCCUCCGGUCAGGUGCAGAGCUUCGCGGUCAAUGCCCUGAAGACCGCGGACAUGCCUAUGGUGCUCGCGCAACCGCUUGGGUACGGGUCGUUCGGACGAGUGGACGACGUGUCGUACGCCAGCCUCCCCGGCCAGUCGUUCGCCAUGAAGACCGUGACACAGGCCGCCAGUAUGUCGGCGAGGUUCUGUGCGUUGGUGGAGAUGACGGUGUUCGCACGGCUGGCGCGAACCCCUCACCAAAAUGUGCUCGGUGCGCUGUCAAUGGACGACGACAGCGACCUGAUGCCGAUACUAUUACCCAAAGCUCGGUGCGACUUGGGGUCGUACAUCAACUCCGACACCCAUGGCCUUGGGGACAAACUAAGGCUGGUGGUUGACCUUGCGAGAGGGGCCCACCAUAUGCACUCCAUGGGAUUGGUUCACCGGGAUAUCAAGCCGGGAAACGUCUUGGUAUUUGAGUCGGAGGGGCACGGGCUGCAUGCCAAGCUGGCGGACUUCGGGUUCGCCGCAGAAAUCGGGGAGAGGUGUCCGGGGGGAAUGGGCACGUCGGGGGCCAUGGCCUUCGAGACCAUGUCGGCGGAUCCAGUGUUGGGUGCACCGGCGCAAGACGUGGUUUCGGUGGCUGUCGUGCUCUUGAUGGUUUGCUUGAAGAGGGAGCGGAGGUGCUCAAACCUCUUCACGCAGCAGCUGGGGUACUUUGCUGCCCGGCAAAGAGUGUAUCGAACUUGCGUCGGCACAAGACAGGAGCUCAGAACGGCUGACGAGACGGCUAGGCUGGAGGUCUUGCUGGAGCGCGCGAGAGUCGGCCGGGAUGUCUCGCACGAGACCAAAAUCUUGGAGUUCGAGGUUUCCAGGAGGACGAUGGCAGACGGGUCUUUCAUGGCGUGGCUUGCACCCGACAAGCUUGACCCGACGCUUGAAUCGUCCGAGAAGCUUGUCGGGGUACUCCCGUCCCUCCUGGCGGUCGACCCUGAGACCAGGGAAGACAUGGAAUUUCUCGUCCAGUUUACCUCCCACCUCGCCGAAGUGAACAAGGGUUCAGAACAACCCGUGGAGGAGCCCGGGCGUGGGGGAUAG
Messenger RNA from Ectocarpus siliculosus, 3147 nucleotides. The record is from the annotation of a GenBank genome assembly. NCBI's taxonomy places the organism in Eukaryota, Phaeophyceae, Ectocarpales, Ectocarpaceae.